UCUCCUCAUCCUCCUCACUUUCAAACUAUAUGUUGCCGGUCAUCAACAGUGCAACACUCAUAAACGAGCUGGAAGUCAUCAGUUGCUAUAAGUAAAAGCUCUCUGCCUGAACUUACAAAUAUAGAUUACCCUUUUAAAAUCCAGAGUUCCUUCAUUUAAGUAUCAUGACUGGAACAGCAGUGGUUCUGAUGAGCCUGGUCCUCAUCCUCUCUGUGGGUGCAGAGGAUAAAUCAAGACUCUACCGCAGGCCUGCAUGUGGAGGUUUGAGCGUCAAUCAAGCAUGCCCUCUCAACUACUCUCCCGUAUGUGGUAAUGAUGGCAUCACAUACGUCAAUGAAUGCACCCUGUGUGUGCAGAGAAUGCACACUAAUGCAGACAUUUUGGUUGUGAGAGACGGCCGCUGCUGAGGUGGAGGACCUUAUGAUAUCUCACUUGGCUUUUCAUAUCUAUGUUUGUUUAAGAGUGUUGUUUGCUAUGCUCAUCCAGAGGAUGUGAUCAGUAUACCUAUAAACAGUAGAUGUGUGAACACCUACCACAUGUUAAAAUGAAAAAUAUUAGUACUAAAAGCAAGUAGGCUAAUGUGUCAGUUUUAUCAUAUCUGGGUGACUUUGAGUGAAUAGUGCUUUGAUUUUCUACUAAGUCAGUUGGUUUCAUGAUACUGUCCUGUCUUUCUUUAACAUAUUUCUUUCUAUAAUAUACAUUUCUUCCUUUAUUUCUGUAGGAACUGCUCUGAGUGCAAUGUUUUAGGAGUGAAGUUUUGGAGUUACAGCUUAUUUUUCUAAAUAUGUUUU
Messenger RNA from Sinocyclocheilus rhinocerous, 791 nucleotides. Its product is annotated as probable pancreatic secretory proteinase inhibitor. Gene Ontology annotation, molecular function: protein binding; serine-type endopeptidase inhibitor activity. Lineage: Eukaryota; Metazoa; Chordata; Actinopteri; Cypriniformes; Cyprinidae. The coding region runs from base 165 to 407 and encodes 80 amino acids. The transcript has 4 exons. The record is from RefSeq and is a predicted model, not a curated record.